AACUUCUACUGAACAACAAACGUUGCACACUCUUUUCAACAGUUGGAUACAGAGAUGGCGAGCACUGAGCCAGAGCGUGAGAACCGUGAAGAGGAAGCUGAAGUCCACGAAGAUGAAGACACCGGAGCUCAGGUCGCUCCGAUCGUCAGGCUUGAAGAGGUUGCUGUCACCACCGGCGAAGAAGAUGAAGACGCUCUUCUCGAUCUUAAAUCGAAGAUGUAUCGAUUCGAUAAAGAUGGGAACCAAUGGAAGGAGAGAGGAGCUGGAACUGUCAAGCUGUUGAAGCAUAAGCAGACUGGCAAAGUUCGUCUUGUUAUGAGACAGUCUAAAACCCUUAAGAUCUGUGCCAAUCACCUCAUUUCGUCUGGGAUGAGUGUUCAGGAACAUAGUGGAAAUGAGAAGUCAUGUUUAUGGCACGCUACUGAUUUCUCCGACGGCGAGUUAAAGGAUGAGCUCUUCUGCAUUAGAUUUGCAUCUAUUGAGAAUUGCAAAACGUUUAUGGAGAAGUUCAAUGAAAUAGCUGAAAGCCAGCAAGCAGGGAAAGAGAGCAAAGAGGGCGACGAGGCAGCUGGUUUACUUGAGAAUCUCUCUGUCAAAGAUAAGAAAAGCGAGGAGGAAACCAAGGAAGCAGAAAAAGAAGAGCCUGCAAAGGAAGAGAAAGAAACAACAAAGGACAAGGAAGAAGACAAGAAAGCAGAGUGAUCAAAUUAAAAGUGUUUUACUUUAAUCAAUCAUAAUAUAAGAUAUAUAUAGAUAUAUUACUUGGCACUGAACAUGGUGGUAGCUUCAAAAAGGAGUUUUCUCCACUGUCGCCUCUCAAAGGUUUUCAAGUCUUUUGCGCUGUGUUAGAGAAAGAGAAUCUUUUUAAUUAUUUUUAUGCUGUUGUUGUGUAAGUGUUUUCGACUAUGAUCUAUGGUAUUUUUACACUCUCGUUUGGCUAAAGAUAACAUUUUUUUUUUUUCUCA
Messenger RNA from Capsella rubella, 965 nucleotides. Its product is annotated as ran-binding protein 1 homolog c. Gene Ontology annotation, molecular function: GTPase activator activity. The transcript is spliced from 4 exons. Bases 55 to 702 code for a protein of 215 amino acids. Gene Ontology annotation, cellular component: nuclear pore; cytoplasm. The record is from RefSeq and is a predicted model, not a curated record. Gene Ontology annotation, biological process: nucleocytoplasmic transport. Lineage: Eukaryota; Viridiplantae; Streptophyta; Magnoliopsida; Brassicales; Brassicaceae.